Messenger RNA from Spea bombifrons (plains spadefoot toad), 749 nucleotides. RefSeq names its product synaptonemal complex central element protein 2 (gene SYCE2). Gene Ontology annotation, biological process: synaptonemal complex assembly. Gene Ontology annotation, cellular component: central element. The record is from RefSeq and is a predicted model, not a curated record. The transcript has 4 exons. Lineage: Eukaryota; Metazoa; Chordata; Amphibia; Anura; Pelobatidae. Bases 29 to 544 code for a protein of 171 amino acids.
ACGUCUGUGAGGGAUUCUGAGGUAAGAAAUGUCUGCCAAUGACUUUGAAGCUCCAGGCGGGCCGGAGAGAUCAUGCAGUCCCAGUACUUCCAAACAGGAGGGUUCUGGGGCAUCAUCCACCCAGACGACACCCCGCAGGCCUCAGAGUCCUUCCCUUUUCAACCAGACAUCAGAUCUGGCUUCCAGCUGCAGCAGCUCCGAAGGAAAAUCCGGCAACUAUUUCACAGCCCUGGAAGCCACCGUGGACGCCCUGCAGAGGAGGGCACAGAGUCUGAUCGACAAGAUAAACGAAGGACGCAGCAAGGACCAGGCGAUAAUGAAAAACUUUAAUGAGAGUCUCGCCAUGAAGGUCAACGAGUUAUCUCAGUGUCUGGAAGAUAAAAUGUACAAUGUUUAUGAUCAUCACAACAAGCAGUUGCAGGACAGGCUGCAGGAGCUGCCGGAAAUCAUAGAGAGGAUCGGACAGCUGCAGGACGAGCUGAAACAAGUCUGUCAGACCGUAGCCACCGUCUACAAGGACCUGUGCGUGCAGCCAGAGAUCUGAACGCAUGUUCAUCUUCCAACUGUUUGAAUUAAACAUUAUCGUUAGAGGGAAGAGGAGCACAGAGGCGUUUUCCGUUACUAUAGAAACCGUACGUUUUCAUCCUGUUCCAGAGUUUAUAAAACAUACCCGCUGCUGAGUAACUCGAUACAAUAUCUGUGCAUUCAAAUAACAUGUUAAUUCAUUCCAAAUAAAUGACACGUUUAAC